AUGUCUUCACCACCAGGAUCGCCAUUUUCCAUCGGCUCGCCCGUCAGUCCUUGCUCGAACGUCUUGACGCCUUCCCGAAAAGUACAGGCUUUGCUCGCCCAAUUCGACGAUUCUGAUGCGGAUGAGCCUUCACCCACUCCACACGGCAGUCGCAUAUCUACAAAUGUUCGUUUCAGUGGUAGCCGCAAUGCUGCAGGCAGUCAAACUGGCGCGCAAGAGGACGAUGAUUCAGAGGAAGAGGACGAUUUACCCAUGGCACCACAAUCAAAGAUUGCCGCCCGACUACAAGGCUUAAGCACAACAUCCACUUCUUCAAAGAGAAACGACAUCCCCGUGCCAGAACGUUCACGCCCAAGUUCGGCCGACGUGUUGGACGAUGAAGGCAUACUACAACCUGGGAUGAGAAGGAGGCUUCUCACGAAGCGCAAAAGCAGUCCUGUCGAAGAAGCAGCUACCGCCCGUGCCUCGAGAUCGGCUUCUCCCUCUUCUGCUUCCUCGUUACCGUCCCCUCCCUCUGCCCGGCCUCAUUUCAUCCCAGAACGUUCUGGUUCUGAUGAUGGAGAAGACCAACUUAAUGCCGGCAAAUCAAAGUUUUUAGCUCUAGUUGCAAAACACCGCACCCAACGACUUGAGAGGGAGGCCGAAGAAGAGGCAAAGCGCAAGUCGCGUCAUGAAAAUCUCGAGUCCCUUGGGAAAAAGAGUCGGCAACCGAGAGGAUCGAGUCCUGCAGAUGAUACUGAGGAAGAUAGUGACGUUUCUGGUGCUGAUGGGGCCAAGAAGCUCUCAACGCAGGGGCGACCUACGCGAAAAGCUAGCAAGAAAGCUAUAGAAGAAAUGAGUCGGGAGACUCAACGUAUGACCCGGAAUAUGCAGCUGGCCCAUCAAGCUCGUACCAAGAAGAAGAUCACCAAGGACAGUUUGCUAGCUCGCUUCAACUUUCCCAUGGCCACAUCCGCCGCAAGACUUGCAGCCAACCGUGAGGACAAAAGCCCUACCCCCGACAGCUCAAGUGCUGCUUCAGACAAUGAAGGAUUCGCUGGUCACGACACACCACCAACAAGUCCUCUACACGACGAGACCCGUGUCAGUGAUCCCGGAAAGCAGCUUACACACGCUGGUACGGCACCGGUCGCCGUGGAAAACCAGCAAGUGGGCUACGACCUCCCCAGCUGGCGUGCAACUGUCUCGAACCGCGACAAAGGCAAAGGAAGAGCUCCAUCGGAAGAGCCCAUGCCACAACUUGCGCUGCCCACCAUCGCCCAUAUGAGCUAUCCAAAUUUGCAGGAGCCGUCAGAGCCGAGCAUCAAACCGACUAUAAAACCACAUAAGUCGAAGCGGCCUUUGGCGCCUGCAAUCAAGGACGAAGCCGAAGAUUCCGACUCUGAUCUCGAAGUCAUCACGUCUAAGGGUGAUAGUCGCAAAUAUGCCGCAUUCGAGCAACUUCCGAGACGAAAAGCAAAAGAAGCGCCUUCCCAUCUUGCCUUGCGGUCACUGGCACACUUAAACGGCGGCGACGAGCGAAAGCACGCCAUGAAUGCUGCAGAAAUGCAGGCCUCUUUGAGGAAAGCAGCUCGUCUUCAAGCACGGCAAGAAAGACAACAAAAGAUUGAGGACCUCAAAGCGAAGGGCGUAUUCAUUCAGACAUCAGAGGAGCGAGAACGUGAGCAGCAAGAUCUGGAAGACCUGGUCGAGAAAGCCCGACAAGAAGCUGCUGAAAUCCAAAAGCGCGAGAAAGCUCUUGCCAAGAAAGAGGGCAACUAUAUCAAGGAUGCCUUAGACGAUGACGAUAGUGAUGAAGAUGAAGAUUUUGAGGAUCACGAUGGCGCAGGAACUAGUGAAGAGUCAGGUGAAAAUGGGGAAGAUGACGAGGAGGAAGACGAUCAUGAACAUGGCGGCUACAAGGACGACGAGAAUUUGCUCGACAACGAAGCUGGCGAAGACGAAACGGAGGAUGCGGAGAGUGAUGCAGAGGACGCUGUUUCAUGCUCCGAAGAUGGCUCUGACACCGAGCUCGUCGAGCCCUCUGUUGCAAGAAAGAAGCGAGCGGUUCGAGUGCUGAGUGAUGAUGACGACGAAGAUGAUGAAGCGCCGUUGAAUGACGAAUCCUGCUCACCUCAACUCCCGGCUCCCGCUAAGACACCUCAGUCUGUUUUGCGUUCUGCGAGAAAGCAAAUACCUGGGCUGCAAAUGUCAGAUGAUCUUCCGAUGGGAUUAACUCAAGCUUUCGCUGCCACGAUGGCGGAUACUCAGAACCGGGACGUGGACAUCAAUCAGGAACAAGACAGUCUUAUCAUGACCAUGGAUCUGCCAUCACCGAACAUUGCAAUGGUACCCCGACUACAGCGCGUUGAGUCAAUCGACAUCAUUACAGAUAGCCAGCCAGCAUCUCAGACCCAGCCUCUCAAUGUCGACCUUUCCUUCUCGGAGGUCCAAACGGUGCCCCAGUCACCUGCGAAUGCGUUGGGCAUGGGCGGCCAUCAAUUUACCCCUUCCCAGCCACAAUUCGAACCAACCCAGGAUGGUGGCUUCUUGUUGAGCCCUUUUGCAGGCAAUCGUUUCGCAACCGAAACUCCUCAGCAGCUUGGGCCCCAUUCAAGCGUUGAAACUGUGAUGCUCCCAAAUGCUCUCCAGGACAGCCCCCUUUUGCAGAGGACUUCCCGGCUUGGACGUGGUCGCGCGCAUGCAGAUAGUGAAGAUGAGGGGGCAGAACCAGACACAUCUGCCUUCGACAUUAUGCGUCGUGCUGCAAAGAAGAAAGAGCGUGAAGCUUUCGACAAAAGCAAGUCGCAUGCCCGUGACAUCAUAGACGAGGCAGCAGAAGAAUCCGAGGAUGAGUAUGCUGGGCUUGGUGGAGCAAGCGACGAAGAAGGGAAUGACGAGGAGAACGAAGAGGACCGUGCGAUGAUCGAUGAAGACACCCAGGUGGGAGUUGGCGACGAAGCUAAAUUGGCGAAACUAUUUGCAGACCGCGACCGUGAGCAGGAUGAAGCAGCAGUUUCCAAAUUGAUGAAAGAUAUCACUACAGGCGCUUUCCGACGAAAGCGUGGUAAUGAUGACCUCGACUUGUCAGACGAGGAGGAUGCUGCCAACAGACGACGCGAGGCGAAACGACGAGAAUUCGCUAAGAUGCGCCGAGAAUUGCUCAAAGACGAAGCCGUGGGCAAGAUUGCCGAAGACAAGAAGAAAGAAGCUUUCUUGCGUAGUAUCGAAGAUCGAGAAGUUAGCGAGGAGGACGAUUUCGACCAGGAAGAGACGCAGCCGGAAGAAGAAUCACAAGAACAGGAGAGCCAGCCGGCGCAGCACCCCGAAGACCGUGAUACCUCCUUCGCGGUAACAGGAGAUGAUAGCGUCAAGCAUACCCAGCCACUUGGGACUGCUGGAGAAUCUCAACUCAACCAAAUCAAGCGGCCCAUCGGCCGCACACCUGCACACUUCAACCGCAAACCCACUACCCUUGCGGAGAUCCGGGAAUCCGUGUCGUUCCUGAUUGAAGACCACGACUCGCAAGCGGCCACCAUCGACCUUGGACUUUCUGAUUCCGAGGACGAGCCAGAGGCGUACGUCAAUCUGGACCGGCACUUCCAAGCUGCUGAAGCUGACGAGAACGCUGAUGAUGGCGAUGACCUGGGGGACUUUAUUGUAGAUGACGACGGCUGCGCCAAAGACGAAAGCGCUUUCAAGAGGCCAGGACUACCUUACAGCGAGACACGUGCUCCAUAUUCGGAGCGCCGUACCAAAGAGAGACCGAACGUGGUCAAUCGAUUGAGUAUGCUUCGUCAGUCGUCCUCGUCAUCAGGCUCUUCGAGCAGCACGAAGAUGGCAUUUUAUACAUCAGCCUCGUCAGCCAGCGUGUCUUUCGGCAAGGUUCCAAGUCUCCUCCGGCGAGCAACAACCAAUUCGAGUUUGGGUAGCAUGGCUGGCAGGGACGAGAACGUGUCUGCAACUGGUGUAGUGAUCAACAAGCCUGAACGCGGAAAAGCGAGUGAUGAAAGGGAGUUUGUUCGAAAGGCUGGCGGUGGUCGACGAAAUGCGGUCAACUACCGACCUACUAUCAACGAAGAGAAGAUGAGCCAGAGAGCAGGAAUUGCCAAAAAGACCGCAAGCAAGGGCAAGAAAGCUGGGGCUGGGUUUCUCGGAGGUCUGUUCAGGCAAGACAGCUGGGCUUGA
Exophiala xenobiotica is the source of this 4167-nucleotide messenger RNA. RefSeq lists its product as uncharacterized. The record is from RefSeq and is a predicted model, not a curated record. The transcript has a single exon. The coding region runs from base 1 to 4167 and encodes 1388 amino acids. Gene Ontology annotation, biological process: mitotic G2 DNA damage checkpoint signaling; mitotic DNA replication checkpoint signaling; activation of protein kinase activity. Gene Ontology annotation, molecular function: anaphase-promoting complex binding. NCBI's taxonomy places the organism in Eukaryota, Fungi, Ascomycota, Eurotiomycetes, Chaetothyriales, Herpotrichiellaceae.